Messenger RNA from Eremomyces bilateralis CBS 781.70, 1527 nucleotides. Its product is annotated as dihydrodipicolinate synthase. NCBI's taxonomy places the organism in Eukaryota, Fungi, Ascomycota, Dothideomycetes, Eremomycetales, Eremomycetaceae. Gene Ontology annotation, molecular function: 4-hydroxy-tetrahydrodipicolinate synthase activity. The coding region runs from base 251 to 1351 and encodes 366 amino acids. The record is from RefSeq and is a predicted model, not a curated record. The transcript has a single exon.
GUACUUCUGGAUGGUCAGCUGAACCCCCACACUUUCAACGUCACGCGGUUGUUGAGCCGCUCUGGAGCACAAAGUCCAUUAUAUAAGGCAGUUCCAGCCAUUCCCUUCGUCGAACAGAUCCGUGCCAUUCCGUACUUUUUUACUCGUUUCCAUAUCGGCGUCUACUCUUUUUGAGUCAAUUCUAGAUUUCCUGUCAUCAAACAAGUUUCCUUGGCCUGUUAUUCAAACGCCUUCCCAUCCACUGACUACCAUGGCUCCCCACAAGAGCGAUUCACCAGCGGGCAGCUACACAGAUUCCUUCUCCGCUAUGUCUCUUAUGAGCAGCUCGGUGAACCGCACGCAAUACAUGCGCGAUCCUAUUCAGGAUGGGUUUGAGACCAGUUCAGUGGAAUCAAACGACAUGGAAAUCCGUCGCCCGCUCAUGCCAGGCAUCUACGUUCCUACGGUUACCUUCUUCAAACCAAUCACAGAAGAUCUGGACUUGGAGACGAUAGCGAGCCAUGCUGUCCGCCUUGCGGAAGCUGGGGUUGCUGGCUUGACGACGCAGGGUUCCAACGGAGAAGCGGUUCACCUAUCUCAUCGUGAACGGGAUCGAGUCACCAUCGCUACUCGCAAAUCAUUAGAUGAUGCUGGCUUCGGAUUCAUGCCCAUCAUUGUCGGUUGCGGCUCUCAAUCAACACGGGAGACAAUUGAGUUGUGCCAUGAAGCCCAGGCAGCUGGUGGCGAUUACGCGCUUGUCCUUCCACCAGCCUAUUAUAAGGGGCUCUUCAACCAAGACUCCGUCAUGACGUUUUUCCGUGACGUCGCCAGUGCCUCCCCCAUCCCUAUCCUGAUCUACAACUACCCCGGUGCCGUUUCCGGGAUCGACCUGUCCUCGGAUGCCAUCAUUGAGCUCGCGAAGCAUCCGAACGUCGUCGGCUGCAAGCUCACGUGCGGCAACACCGGGAAACUGAACCGCAUCGCUGCCGCCACUCGCGCCGCCACAAUCCCCGAGGCCGGGUCGGGCUUCAUGUGCAUGGGCGGCUCUGCCGAUUUCAUCCUCCAAACCUUCGUCGGCGGCGGAUCCGGAUGCAUCGGCGGUCUCGCCAACGUGGCGCCGAAGGCCUGCGUCAAGCUGGUCCAGCUGUAUGAGGAGGGGAACUUCAAGGAGGCGCGGAAGCUGCAGGCCAUCGUGGCACGCGGGGACUGGGCGGCCAUCCAAGGCGGUUUGGUCGGUACCAAAUGCGCGAUGCAAGCCCAUUUCGGGUACGGGGGGUUCGCGCGGAAGCCGUUGCCAAAACCGACCAAGGACGAGGUCAGGCGAUGGAGAGAGGGCUUUCAAGAAUUGGUGGACUUGGAAAAGUCGUUGUGAUGGGUUGGAUCAAGCCCAUUUGACUGGAGAAAGCAUCUGCAGCACGCGAUUGCUCUCCAUUUUCUUUCGACUGUCUUACCUGCAGUAAUUUUCGAUCGUCUGGAUUAGCGCACCGAUGCAUAUUCCUCGACCUUUCACGUUGACAUGCGAUUUUGCACUGGCGUUUUGAGGCACCC